Brassicogethes aeneus is the source of this 710-nucleotide messenger RNA. The record is from the annotation of a GenBank genome assembly. NCBI's taxonomy places the organism in Eukaryota, Metazoa, Arthropoda, Insecta, Coleoptera, Nitidulidae.
UUUUUUAGAAAGGUAACAUUUAUUAUCAAAAAUACAAUGAAACAGUUUUUACUUUUCACCUCUGUUCUUUUUUUGCUAUAUCAACAGGGUAGCUGCGUAAGCGAAAGUGAUAAAAAAAUAAUGCAAGAAGCUCAUGAUGCCUGCUCAGAGGAAACACAAGUUGAUCAGGCUACACUUUCUAAGGCCAUUAACGAUUCAAUCUUUAUAAACACCCAAAAAAUGAGAUGUUAUGCCAAAUGCCUAUUUGUCCACUUUAAAAUUAUUGAUGGUAAAACUGGAAAGCUUACUAUUGACAAGUUUAAAAAAUCUUAUCCCUCAUCCUUAGUUGAACCACAUAUGAAAGCUUUUAAUGCUUGUAAUAUUUAUAACUUUAAUGCAAAUAUGUGCGAACAUGCCUGGCAAUUGGUGACAAAAUGUCUGGUAUCUCAACCAACAUAUCACUUUAUAUAAAAGUAAAAAUACAAUUUUGUAACAAUUCAAUGUACCUACAUCUAAAAAUUUUAAACUUAUAUUAGCAAUGGUGGCUGGCUUUGCAUUACAUUUUGGUAUUAUCAAUGAUAAUUUAUCAUAGUUCCAGAGUUAAUAUGGAUGGGCUUAAUGGAUCAACUUCAUUAAAUCACCUUAAUUGUUUUUUCAAACACAAUCAUAGUUUUUUUAUUGCUAUACAAAUUUAAAGAGCACAAAAUAAAAUUUGAAAACAUUAAAGGGGG